UCAGCUGGCGUUGCGAGCAAUGCAAGAAACAUCUCCAGUGCUAAGGGCUGCGUGCAGAAAAAUCUGGACCCGAUGUAAUUUGAAGCUAAGAGCCAGGCACACUGCCUUGUGUCCACAACAGUAUUAGCUAAUAGGAGUUUUUUGGUCUGCUGAGGGCACGGUGGAUACACUAGAAUGGAUACAGAGGAAUUUCCUCCUCCACCUCCAGAAGUUCUAGAGAAUCAACCCAAAGUCCCUGGUACAAAUGAUGAAGAGGAGGAUGAAGGAGAAGAGUUUGACUUUGACAGUGGGGAUGAGAUACCGGAAGCAGACAGACAAGCUCUUAUGCCUCCUCCUUCUGAGUGUGGGAAUAACACAGAGCAUGAGGAGACCAACGCUGCAGGGACUGAUAAUUUAGUAAAAAACGAGGAAAUACAGACAUCGCAGUCUGCUGCACAGGGCACUCCAACGAAGGUCAAUCCCUACUCAGUCAUAAAUAUUUCACCAGUCCAAGAGAAUGAUCCAUCCUCAUCACCAGAACCGAGCCCUCAAGAGGAAAGGGCGAGUCCCAGCUCGUGCAGUGGAUAUUCUGUUCCGGUGCCCUGUGGCUACGCUGUACCCUCCAAUUUACCACUGAUACUGCCAGCCUACUCCAGUCCUGUUAUAAUACGCAGCAUUUCUGUGGACGAGGAAGGCACGCAGUCAGCAACUGAAGAAUGCCACUGUAGCUCUGCAAAUUCAGAGGAUCCCCAAAAUAGUGAAGAAAACCAGCUCAGGAGAGAGGAUGAUGCUCUGGCCAAGUGGACUGCAGAUCCAGCAAAUACAGCUUGGAUGGAAAAUCCAGAUGAAGUAAUUUAUGAUGAUGUGCCAAAUGAAAAUUCAGACUCUGAGCCAGAGGAAAUGAUUUAUGAUGAUGUUGAAAAUGGUGAUGAUGGUGGCAACAGCUCCCUGGAUUAUGGGUGGAGUUCAAGUGAGUUUGAAAGCUAUGAAGAACAAAGUGAUUCUGAGUGUAAAAAUGGAAUUCCCAGCUCCUUUUUGCGAGGCAACCACAAGAGACAUCUUUCUCAUGACCUAACGCGUUUAAAGGAGCRUUAUGAAAAAAAGAUGAAAGAUUUGAUGGCAAACACAGUGGGAGCAGUAGAGAUUCAGCAACUAAAGCAAAAACAUGAGCUGAAGAUGCAAAAGCUCAUGCGAGCUGCUAGAGAAGGUACCAAAGAUGGACUUGAAAAGACAAAAGCAGCCGUGAAAAAGGGUCGUUCUUUCAUUAGAACUAAAUCUUUUAUUUCUCAAGACCAUAGAGCAUCAUGUCUGGAAGAUGAGGAGCUAAAUUUAUUUAUUGAUGUGGACUGUAUGCACACAGAAGCCAUUAUGACACCUAUGCCUGAAGGCCUGUCCCAGCAGCAGGUUGUGAGAAGAUAUAUUCUGGGCUCCGUGGUUGACAGUGAGAAGAAUUAUGUGGAUGCCCUCAAAAGAAUCCUGGAGCAAUAUGAGAAACCUCUUUCAGAAAUGGAACCAAAAUUACUGAGUGAAAGAAAACUCAAAAUGGUCUUUUAUCGAGUUAAGGAGAUUCUUCAGUGCCAUUCGAUGUUUCAGAUAGCCCUGGCCAGCCGCGUCUCUGAGUGGGAUUCUGUUGAAAUGAUUGGCGAUGUCUUUGUUGCUUCAUUUUCUAAGUCUAUGGUAUUGGAUGCAUACAGUGAAUACGUAAACAACUUCAGCACAGCAGUGGGGAUUCUCAAGAAAACAUGUGCCACCAAGCCCGCCUUUCUGGAUUUUUUAAAACAGUGCCAGGAGUCGAGCCCUGAUMGAAUUACGCUGUAUGGUUUAAUGAUGAAACCUAUCCAGCGCUUUCCACAGUUCAUUCUGCUAUUGCAGGAUAUGUUGAAGAAUACUAACAAAGGACAUCCUGAUAGGUUGCCUCUACAGAUGGCUCUUACAGAACUUGAAACACUAGCAGAGAAAUUGAAUGAAAGGAAAAGGGAUGCAGAUCAGCGCUGUGAAAUAAAACAAAUAGCAAAAGCAAUGAAUGAACGUUAUCUGAACAAGCUACUUAGCAGUGGAAGCAGAUACCUCGUACGGACUGAUGAUAUGAUUGAAACAGUUUACAAUGACAAAGGAGAAAUAGUCAAAACCAAAGAGCGACGACUCUUCAUGCUGAAUGAUGUGUUGAUGUGCGCAACAGUAAACGUGCGCUCUUCCUACGAAAGCAGUGGCAUUGUGACAACGGGCCAGAGGUAUUUACUGAAAUGGAGCGUGCCACUGGGACAAGUGGAAGUCAUCGAGUACGGCAGCAGCGAGGGCCAGGGGGAGAACUGCAGGUUUCCACCGCAACACUCCGCUGAGAGCAUCAUUAACUCCAAGCCAAACAAGCUGUAUAUGGGACCAGGGCAACURUACCAUGAUCUGCAGAACCUCUUGCAUGAUUUGAAUGUAGUUGGCCAAAUUAGUCAAUUAAUAGUCAGCCUUAAGGGAAACUACCAGAACUUGAACCCAUCGGUAGCCCAUGACUGGACAUCAGGCUUACAAAAACUGAUCUUGAAAAAAGAAGAUGAGAUUAGGGCUGCAGAUCGCUGUAGAAUCCAGCUACAACUUCCAGGAAAGCAGGACAAGUCUGGGCGGCCUACUUUCUUUACAGCUGUAUUCAAUACAUUUACCCCUGCAAUCAAACAGUCUUGGAUCAACAAUUUACAAAUGGCUAAGCUGGCCCUUGCGGAGGAUAAUCUGUUAGGUUGGUUCUGUGUAGAAGAGGAUGGGAAUCAGAUCAAAAAGGAGAAACAUCCUCUUCUUGUUAGACACAUGCCAGUGAUGAUGGCCAAACAACAAGAGUUUAAGAUUGAAUGUGCCGCCUAUAAUCCCGAGCCUUACCUCCCUGGAGAAGCCGAGUCGGAUUUCUGUUCCAUGGAGCAUGGCUUUCUUUGGAUUGGCAGUUGUACAAACCAGAUGGGCCAGAUUGCAAUAGUGUCGUUUCAAAACUCCAGCCCCAAGGUUAUUGAAUGCUUCAAUGUGGAAUCACGGAUUCUCUGCAUGGUCUACAUACCAGAGGAGGAGAAAGCAAAACAGUUAAACACGCUUCCUGACUCUGAAAACGGCCUUACGAAAGCUUCUAAUGUGCCUACCAUUUGCCUUGGCAUGGAAGAAGGAAGCAUAUCUAUUUACAAAAGUUGUCAAGGCUCAAAGAAAAUUCGACUUCAACACUUCUUUGCUCCUGAAAAAUCAACUGUUAUGAGCUUAACAUAUAUGUCUCAGUACUUGUUUGCUGGUUUGGUGAACGGGAACAUCGCCGUGUACCCCAAAGCAGAAGAUGGAGCAUGGAGUACAGAACCUCAGAAGAUAGUGAAAUUGGGGGUUUUGCCUGUUAGAAGCCUGCUGGUGAUGGAAGAUACCAUUUGGGCUGCGUGUGGUGGACAAAUAUUUUUAAUCAGUACUGAGACACAUGCCAUAGAGAGCCAGUUUGAGGCGCAUCAGGAAGAAGGGAUGGUCGUGUCUCAUAUGGCUGUUGCUGGCGUGGGCAUCUGGAUCGCCUUCACAUCUGGAUCCACCCUUCGCCUGUUCCACACGGAGACCCUGAAACACCUCCAGGACAUCAACAUUGCCACCCCUGUUCACAAUAUGUUGCCAGGGCAGCAGCGGGUUUCUGUGACCAGCCUCCUGGUGUGCCACGGUUUGCUGCUCAUCGGAACCAACCUGGGUAUCAUCGUGGCCUUGCCAGUGCCUCGCCUGCAGGGCAUCCCCAAAGUCACGGGAAGAGGAAUGGUGUCGUAUCAUGCACAUAAUGGCCCGGUCAAGUUUCUUGUAAUGGCUGCAGGUGUGAACAAGAGAAACAAGAACAAGUCGAGGAGCAGUCGGCCUCCUAGCUCCGAGUCCAAAGAGGAUGAGCAAAAGUCCGUUCUGCACAACGAGAGACCAAGUUCUGCCCUUGGCAGCAGCCACGACGCUGCCAUUUGGCUGGGAAGCUCUGCAGGAUCCAUUACACAAAAAAGUGACUUGUCUUCCUCUUCUGGAUCCCUGACGUUGUCUCACGGAUCGAGUUCCCAGGAACACAGACCAGAGGACAGCAACAUUUACGAGCUUUUGAAGGAUCAAAGUGUCUCACUUAAAAGUAAAAGACAGAGAUCCAGGAAAAUGAGGGCAAGUUCAGUAUUGGUCAUUUCUGGUGGUCAAGGACACAGAAGGGUGAACAAGAAGACAAAGCAGCAGCGACAAGAUGAACUAGUGUCUUCAGUGAUGGUUUGGCAAAUCCCACUAGUAAAUAUCUAAGUGAAUUAAAUCCAAGGUACUUUCUCACCUUAAAAAAGGAUGAUAUCUUUUUACAGCAAAUGCCAGAUUAGGUCACAACCUGGUAGACUUUACACAUGGGAGUGAAUUAACUAGUGUUUAAUCACACAAUUAAAAGCUGCAAGACAGUUUUCUUAUAUUUAGAACAUUCUUCAGUAUUAGAUUAUUGGAAAACAUUUAGCUGUUGACCCUGUCUGGGCUACUUAAAACAUAAAGGAUUUGUUAGACCCUUUUAAGUGGUUUUAGAAUCUCUAUCUUAUUUAUAUGCUCAUUUAUAAAUAUCAUCAUUAUGUUCUAUAGCACUUAGGGAAGGCAAGGAACACAUGCCAUGUUGCAUGCUGGGUUUUGCUUAUGUAAAUCAGCUGCUUCUUUUUCCAAAGUGAUAUAUUGCAUGGACUGUAGAUUUUAACAAAUUAGCAAAUAUUUUUAAACAACAAAUAUUCUAAUACAAGCUAAUAGUAAUUUGAUAAUCUCUAUAAUAGUUCAUAACAUAACUCUACAGGUCCGAGUUUGGUCAGGACAGACAAAAUUCAAAUCCAGUUCUAGUAACUGAUUGAUAAUUGUAUAUUUUGACAUAGAAAAUAGAUGUUUUAUUUCUAAUGCUCAGUGUUAUUGAAAAUUUUUGCAGGCUGAAAAGUGCAUUAAUUUUUUCUUUUGGUAGGUGCAAUGUGUCAGUGACUCAGCCUUGCAGUCCAGAUAGACCUCUAGGAGGCWUAGGCUAAGUAGAAAACACAGCUGUAGAGCAGCUGCCUAUUCUAGUGCUACUGACACCUCUGUCUGCCCAUGGAGGGUGCACCCAGGAUGGAGACUUGGUGCCGACUUCAUGCGGCAGGGAUGUGGUUGUGCCUGAGCAGCGGUCACCUCUUUUCACUCCAAAACUCAGAGCAAUAUCAUCUUGUAAGUGGACUUUGUGCAAAUACCRAGCACAGUUCCUUCUUGCACUUUUCACUCAGUGGGGCGAUGUGGUAGAGGGCUGAAUUCAAAGUAGCACCCUGAUCAGCCUUUCUUAAUGAAUGAACACAUUCCUGAAAGGAGCUUUGAAUCUGGUGGUACUAAAUUGUGGUUUGGGCUAGGGUUUUUCUGUCUCUGGGGACRUGAAAUAUUGGGCAAAGCUUUCAGCUCAAACAUUACUGAAAAUGGUGAAGUUGGACAUUUGCCAAUCCAAAUACAUAUUUCAUUCAAAUAGCAGGUUGAGUAGAUUCACCAUGGAUGUUGUCUUCCUUCCUUCAAUAGACUGAAAGAUAACAAAAAUUUAGGACUGUUAACUUUCAUUUGCAUAUGUUAAGAUCUCUAAUACCAAUGAUCAGUUCAGUAAAAUAUAAAUGACAUAUAUCCUAUAUAUGAGCAGAUGUCAGGUGUUUGCAUUGAUUAGAAUUAAGUGUAAUUUUUGAUCACAUUCCAACUCUAUUGCAGUAAGGGAGGGGAAUACGCUCAAAUUAUGUUUCUGAUUUCUAAUAUGAAUGCCUUGAUUUCACCAUGUUUUGUUUCAAUAUGUCUACUUUGAAUCAACAUUAUCCAUAAGCACCAUGUUUCCCAGCAUGUCACAUUUCACGRUAAACUGUACUAGAGACUGCAAAUUAAUCAGAUUAAUUUGUUCAGAGUUUGGGCUGCGUCCAGAUCUGAACAGGAGGAUUCUUGACCCAUACAAGACAGCCUGGAUUUCAGUGAAGGACUUCUGUUAUGGAUUGGACUGAUUGGAUUGUAGGU
This is a messenger RNA of Nothoprocta perdicaria, 5958 nucleotides long. RefSeq names its product Rho guanine nucleotide exchange factor 10 (gene ARHGEF10). Gene Ontology annotation, cellular component: centrosome. Gene Ontology annotation, biological process: positive regulation of stress fiber assembly; actin cytoskeleton organization; mitotic spindle assembly. The record is from RefSeq and is a predicted model, not a curated record. The transcript is spliced from 29 exons. Gene Ontology annotation, molecular function: protein binding; guanyl-nucleotide exchange factor activity. The coding region runs from base 175 to 4233 and encodes 1352 amino acids. NCBI's taxonomy places the organism in Eukaryota, Metazoa, Chordata, Aves, Tinamiformes, Tinamidae.